GGGAGUGCAAGGCGACCGCCAAACAUCUGUCACUGAACGAGCGAAGAGUGCGUCAGCCAGUCAUUCAGCUCCGUUUUUUCAGUCCCCCGAAAAUCGCGACGCACUGUCAUGGCACCCGCUCUUUUGUGAUUUUUUGAGAAGCACGGCCACGCACACGCACACACGCGAGUCCGCAGUCGCCCUACAGUCGUCGCGCGCUCGGCGAUUUUUACCACGGAACAGGCGGAAACCACUCUCUCCCUCGUGCACACGAUAAAUAAAUCAUGAGCUCAGGUAGACCGAUAAAAUGUGUAGUGGUAGGAGAUGGGACAGUAGGAAAGACCUGCAUGUUGAUAUCGUACACAACAGACAGUUUUCCUGGGGAGUAUGUACCUACCGUGUUUGACAACUAUUCUGCACCAAUGGUUGUUGAUGGAAUUCCAGUAAGUCUAGGGCUAUGGGACACGGCAGGGCAGGAAGACUACGACAGACUGCGUCCUCUUUCCUAUCCUCAGACAGACGUGUUUCUCAUUUGUUUCUCAGUAACGAGUCCCUCGUCAUUCGAAAAUGUCACCAGUAAAUGGUAUCCUGAGAUAAAACAUCACUGCCCAGAUGCACCAAUGAUACUCGUAGGGACAAAAAUAGACUUACGGGAUGACCGUGAAACGCUUACUGCCUUAGCUGAACAGGGCCUUAGCGCUAUCAAGCGUGAACAGGGACAGAAGCUGGCAAACAAGAUUCGUGCGGUAAAAUACAUGGAGUGCUCCGCUCUUACGCAGCGUGGACUGAAACAGGUAUUUGAUGAGGCAGUACGUGCCGUUUUAAGACCUGAACCGCAGAAACGUCGGCAAAGAAGGUGCAUUAUGUUAUAAACGACGAAAGGAAUUGAAGGGAAUCAUAGGUAUAACACAUAUAUAAAGCAACAGAUCAAAAUAAAUUUGAUCACGUAAAGAAAAAAAAAGAAAUACGAAUGUUUUAAAGAGAAGACUAAUAGUAUACAUGCAUUUUAACGAAUUAUUCUCUGGCAGCUAUAGAAUAUACCAUAUUAUGGAAAGAGUACAAUUAAAAACUUCCUUGUCUCGACUCGAGUUGUGAUGCUAAAUUCAUGACCAGAAAGUUUUAGACAACGAGAAAGUAAGAGGAAAGAAACAAAAGGAUAGACUAAAUACAUAUUUAGCAGCAUUUGCAGGAAAAAGUUUACAAGUUACAAGCUUGCAGAUGUCUUUCCUUGAACUUGCAUUUAUACUUAUAUUUGCAUAACAAUAAAAAGAUAUGUGACCAUAGUAGUGUGCAGUCAAUAGUUUAGUGGAAAACGAUUUAUGACAUUUUUCUUUCUUAUAUGCUACUGAAGAAUCUUUGUUAAUUAAUAUCGCGGUCCUGCAAAUUGAUGAUACAGUGUAAAUGUGCUGUGAUGAUUAAAAGCAUUAAGUACUGAAGCUUUACUUAUCAGGGCUGCCAGAUUUUUGACUUUUUUACAUUUACAAUAGAAACAUUGAUUUUAGUACACAUAACGUGAAUAGCUAUCAUAACAAUCAUACAUGCUGAAAAGUUUUACACGUAUGUAAAACUAGUAUUAUAGAAUUAUUUAAAUGUACAGUGCCAUAGCAACGAAAAAUCAAAUGAAUCUUACAAGCACUCUUAAUAAAUCGGUUUUAGACAAUAUAUAUUUUUUACUAACAUACGAAAAUUUUUAAAAGAUUAACAUUUAAACAAGAUAUAAAUAGAGCCAGAGAAAUUACAAGUGCGUAAUGAUUUUUUAGACAAAGAAGUAACAUAUUUGUCUUUCCAUUUUUUGGGGCAAUUGAGAUUUUUAUUUUUAUCUGGUUAUUCAAACAAAAUACUGCCAUAAAAUAACGUAACAAAAACGAAAAUUUCAUAGUAUUCCUAAUAUAUUAUUAGAGAAGAAAAAUCGAUAAUUUUAUGUAAUAAUUAUUUAUGUAAAUUAACUUUGAUCAAGGGACACGGUGGUAUCUCGCGCCAAGUGUACACGUGGCGCGAGACCGCUCCGUAGAUCUAUGCGCGAACCAGCACGUUAUAAGAAUUUAAGAAAUUAUCGGAUUAUCCAUAACGACAAACCGAUCUGAAUAGGCUCAAUCGAUAGUUUAGGUUUAAAUUGCAUAAUGGUGCAGAUGAGACAACAUUUGUUGUUUUAGAAUUGCGACAUGCCUGUGUGUUGAAAGGAAUAAUAAUAUUGUGUAUGUGCAUUAAUAUCUAUUAUUUUGAUAAAUUAAAAAACGGAAAAUAUUUUAAUAUGAUUUUAUACAUGUAUUACAGGAUUUUAAUAUAAUUUUCUGUUUAAUACAUAAUGUUUUUUGUGUGCGCUUGUAAAAGGGUUGAAUAUUAUAGUUCUUGCAUUGGUGCAAUUUAACUUGACUAUUGAUAUUAUUCGAAUUAAACGUGAACUGAAUAUUCUUUAUAAAAAGGUAAUAAUCAAAAGAAGUGUAACAGAUGAUAAAAUACAAAAUGCUGAUAACAAAUAUACAGCGAUGCAAAGUCCACCUAAAUUGAAAUAUAUAAAUAUAGCACAUGUAUUUUCUUAAAUACCAUAGUAUAUCUCACCCUCUUCCAUUUAUUUGUAUGAAAAUUGUUUACAUAAAAAAUACGGGAAAACUACGAUGAUUUAGAAAGAUAGUAGAUAUCUUGUACAAAUAAGUAUAAAGUUAAGUCCAUAUCAACAUUGUCUCUAAUUCAUCAUCUUAUUAAUCGAUCAUAAUUGCGAUUGUACUUUUUUACAGAUUUUUUCUAUUUAUAUUUAGUUAAAAAAGAAUUAAGUUUUAUAAAUACAGAUAUUAUAUAUGCUCUCUAAAAACUUGAUGGUAAAUUAAUGAAAUGGAUAUUAUUCUUAUGAUCAUGCUAUUUUUUUAUAUUUAAAAGUUUAGGAUAGAACAGAUAGGACCUUUGUGCCAUAUGCUUUCCAUUUGUAAAACGGACAACCUUAUUCCAAUUAAUUUUUAUAUUCAAAACAAAUUCCCAAAGAAUUUACAAUGUUCCAAAAUUGAAAAAAAAAACAUUUAAUACCUGAGUGACUGCAAAUGUAUAAUUUAAAAGGAUAAUUUCACGUUUUACUUUAAAAAGAAGAUUGAAGAUAAUUUUGAAAUAAUGAAAAGCAUAAACUUUCUUCUCACAAUCUGCCUCAUUAAUAUUAAUUUAUAAAACAUAAAUUUUAUGAUUUGCAUAAAAAGGCUUAGUGAUCGAUGAUCGUUUCGGCUGUUCUAGUCUCAGAAUGCUGUAAGAAGCAAAUGAAAAGGCAUAUAUUACAAUUUACUAGAUGUAUAUACUGUAGCAUAGAAGCAUACUCUAAAUUUUAUCGAAUCUCUGUCUCUUAAGACGUAUAAUUUUGGCUUGUUAUUUUACUCUUCGAAUCUUUAUGCGCCAAUAGGUCUUAUCAUGAUAUCAUUUGAUUAGUUAAAAUACUGCAGUUAAUGUUUGUCUUCUGUUUGAUUUGUGUGACAUAUUUGAAAUAAAAUAUAACAAUCGUUAAAUAAUUAUAUAUAAUUAUUUAGCGGUAACACAUAUAUUUAUAUAUUCACUUUCAACAAAAGUUACAAGAAUAAAUUGCUAGAAUAUUCUCUGAAUUGAAAGUUUAUAUCUUAAACGAUCAAUUCUAGCAAUUCUUCGUUUAUUGCAAGUUUUAAGACAGUUUAAAUUUUUUAUAUGUAUACCUUUGUAUAUGUAUGAUAAUGCAUUAGUUAAGUAUAAUAAUACAUCACAAUUAUGUAUUAUAAUGUAAUACACAGAUUGCAUUUUUUGUAAGUAGUGCACUUAUCUUACAAAUUACUUACCACGUGUUUCUAUUCUUUUAUGUAUAUUACCAAAAUGGAUUACCAGUAACGAUGCAGCAAUACUUAUUGUUUUUAUACCGAUUUUAUAUGUAUUUUUUAUAUAAUUUGAGAGAGAUUAUAGACAUUUAAUAUCAUUUAUGAUUUAUGAUUAUUAAAAAGCAAAUUGAUUACAGAAUUUAUAUAAAAUAACAUUUUAACAUUACUGACGAGAUAGGUGUGCGGAACUACUAUACUAUAUAUUCUGUAUUUCCCAAUGAUGAGCUUUAAUUUGGGCAUGAUGUAAUUUAAAUUACACUACUUACAACUUUUGCAUUAAAAUGGAGAUGGAUGUAGAAAUUCCUUCUCAUCUUUUCUCUUUUUAACAAAAUCAUCGAGGGAUUGCUAUGAACCAAAGUUAUAUAUUAUAAUUUAAGAUUUAAGAUAUUGUCUAUGUUUUUAUUAUGGAUUGCACAUAAAUAUAAAAAGGAAUGAAUGUAUGAAAUGUAAAGAUAUUCUAGUCAGAAUCUGCUUCUAACUUUUAUUUGUGUAUGUGAGUAAUGCUCUCAGAUUGCAUAUAAACAAAAAUAUAAUCCGUAAACGCAAUUUAAUGUGUGAGUGGACAAAGUGGAAAAUAAAAACAGAAGAAAAACGGAUAUGAAAGUAAAGAUGCAACUUAAUACUGUCAAUUUAGAUAGAAUGCAAAACCAAACGAUGUGUGGGAGUAGAAAUUCUGUAGAAAUUACAAAUAUAUGUAUAUGUGCUAGGAUACGUAACUUUAAUUAUGAGUAAUUUAUAAACAUUUAUCUAUUUUCGUAUAUAUAACAGAAUUUGUUAUUUAUAUACUAACAGGACAGCAUAAGAGAGCGUCUUGUCAUGUUUACAAAUUUUUUAAAUGUACUGAUUUACAAAUUUACAAAUAAUGAUAUACCUCACACCAUUAAUUUUAUAAAUUUACUUUACAAAAGGACAUAAUGUCUCUACAAUCGUAUAUUCUCUAUGCUUAAUGCACUCUUUUGCUGUCAACCUGAUAGCGAAAACAAAUAGUGGCCUCGAAAUUUAAUUUCAAUUAUCUCAUUUUCUUUGUGAAAAAAAUUAUUCUCAUUAACAAUGGCUGCAUUCCAGGAGCGCAUUAUCGGCGCUGUCGUUUUGUCUAUGUUGUUCAUUAAACAUAAAACAACAAGCAUAGAUUGGCAUUGAUAGUGACCUCCUCAAAUGCAUCCCUAGACAAUUGUGAGUAACACGCAUAUUCUAUAUGGCACUAGGAAGCAUUUAUUUUUUAUUUACAUGUAUUUUGAAAGCAACUUUUUCAAAUAAAUGAUAUGAUAAAAUCA
This is a messenger RNA of Monomorium pharaonis (pharaoh ant), 5071 nucleotides long. RefSeq names its product ras-related C3 botulinum toxin substrate 1 (gene Mtl). Gene Ontology annotation, biological process: small GTPase-mediated signal transduction. The transcript is spliced from 4 exons. Gene Ontology annotation, molecular function: GTP binding; GTPase activity. The record is from RefSeq and is a predicted model, not a curated record. Bases 264 to 851 code for a protein of 195 amino acids. NCBI's taxonomy places the organism in Eukaryota, Metazoa, Arthropoda, Insecta, Hymenoptera, Formicidae.